AUGGAAGAUGUAGCAGAACCACUAGAAAAGCUUGACCAAGAUCAGUCCCAACAAGGCCAGGAUAAGGAAGAACAACGGUCAUUAUCGAGAUCACAAGAUACGAAGCAAAAGGUCAUCCGACAAGGUAUCUCCGGUCUGUUCCACAAGUUGAACAUCUUCAGCACCAGGAAACCAUGCAGUCAAUACAUAAGGAAUGGUGGUCGAGUACUAGAGAAUUUCAGUGGUGACCUGAAGAUUUUCACAGCGAAUGAAAUGAAGGAAAUCACAAAAGAUUAUUCAGAAGAGUAUCUUCUUGAUAAAGGCAGCUUUGGUUGCCCCUCUGUGACUGUACAUGAAGCUGCACAUGAUAUUUUUACAGAGGGGGUGGAUAUCAAUAUACGGAUGGCGCACAAGAACAUUCUCUGUCUCGUUGGUUGCUGCCUAGAGGUGGAUGGUCCAAUGUUGGUCUAUUAUUUUGUAGAUAACAGUAGCCUAAAAGAUAUUCUCCAUGUCAGCAAACAAGAACUUCCCUUAGACCUGCGUCUGGACAUUGCGAUUGGAUCAGCAGAAGGGUUAAGACAGAUUCAUUUGUAUACACCUCGGACACUAUGCCACGGUGAUAUCAAGACAGAUAACAUACUCCUGACUGAAAUGCUGACUCCAAAACUAUCAUGUUUCGGGCUUCUUAAAGAGCAACAUUUCAGUACGACAGUAGUUGGAAGCAUCGGUUACACUGACCCGAUAUCAUUGAUAACUGGCUUUCUGACACAGAAGAGUGAUCUCUAUAGCUUUGGAGUUGUUCUGCUGGAGAUUAUUACCAGGAAGAGAAGUAUAUAUGGUGAGAAUUGCAGUCUUGUUUUGGAGUUCUCAAAAGUGUACGAGACAGAAAGGAGAGGGAAGUCAAUGUUCGACAAGGAGAUCGCAACUGAAGAAAAUAUGAUUUGGUUGGAACAAAUUGGCAAGCUAGCUACUGAGUGUCUAAAAGAAGAUGUUGGACACCGACCAGAUAUGACAGAUAUAGCAGAGCGGCUUAUGAUCAUUAGGAGAGACAGGGAAACUAAAGGGGAAGGCGAAGCGAACUGGCCAAGCUAAUUGUGAUGAUGUGCCUGCACCACAAAGACAACUCCAGGGUUUGAUAUAAUGAUAUAGGAUUGAUAUUUAUUCAUAUAUGAUCCGGAUCCAUACCAUCCUAGGAGGUUCUGUUAUAGCUAGCGGUCGCAUGUGGCUGUGAGCUUCUUCUACUUAUUUGAUUAGAUUCUACAUGUGAUUUGAAUGUUAAGUGUAAGGUGUGCCACCUAUAAUUAUCUAUGCUAACACGCAUACGUGAGUAGACGACUCAUUAUAAUACCAU
Messenger RNA from Lolium perenne, 1330 nucleotides. The record is from RefSeq and is a predicted model, not a curated record. NCBI's taxonomy places the organism in Eukaryota, Viridiplantae, Streptophyta, Magnoliopsida, Poales, Poaceae.